Molecule: messenger RNA, 1617 nt
Organism: Lolium rigidum
Lineage: Eukaryota; Viridiplantae; Streptophyta; Magnoliopsida; Poales; Poaceae
Product: heparanase-like protein 2
Exons: 5
Coding region: 1-1617 (538 amino acids)
Cellular component (GO): plant-type cell wall; membrane
Molecular function (GO): beta-glucuronidase activity
Source: RefSeq, a predicted model, not a curated record
AUGGCCGCUCCAACUGGGGCCAUUUUCCUGUUUGCCCUCUCUAUCAUUCUCCUCUUCCCCGGCCCAAGCGCCGCCACCGGCGAGAAGGCGACCGUAUCGGUGAGGGCGGUGACGGCCAUCUCCCACACAGACGACAACUUCAUCUGCGCGACGCUCGACUGGUGGCCGAAGGACAAGUGCAACUAUGGCAUGUGCCCCUGGCAUGACUCCUCUAUCCUCAACCUGGACCUCUACAAUCCUAUUUUGUACAAUGCAGUCAAAGCCUUCAAAUCGUUGCGGAUUAGGCUUGGAGGGUCGAUGCAGGACCAGGUGACGUACAAGGUGGGCAAGCACUACGACGACUGCCACAACUUCCGGCGAGAGGACGGCCGCCUCUUCGGCUUCACGGACGGCUGCCUCCCCAUGAACCGCUGGGACGAGCUCAACAUCUUCUUCCGCCGAACCAACACGACGGUGACGUUCGGGCUGAACGCGCUGAGGGGCCGGCGCAAGGCCCCCGGCAACGGCAGCACCCUCCACGUCGGCGGCUGGGACGGCCGCAACGCGCGCGACCUGAUGCGCUACACCGUGGGCAAGGGCUACCGCGUGGAGUCGUGGGAGCUGGGCAACGAGCUGUGCGCCGGCGGCGUGGAGGCCAAGGUGAAGGCGGCGCAGUACGGCAAGGACGUGCUCCGGCUCAGGAGGAUCGUGGAGAGGGUGUACAACGGCACCGGCGGCCGCCUCCCCAAGGUCCUCGCGCCGGGUGGCUUCUACGACGGGCCCUGGUUCUCCGAGAUGCUCCGCGUCUCCGGCCCCGGCGUCGUCGACGGCGUCACGCACCACAUCUACAACCUCGGCUCCGGGAAGGAUAAGGACCUGAUCAACAAGAUGCAGGACCCGUUCUACCUGGACAAGGUGGCCCAGACGUUCAGCGACAUGGAGGCCACGGUGCGGGAGUCCGGCCCGUGGAGCUCGCCGUGGGUGGGCGAGUCCGGCGGCGCGUACAACAGCGGCGGGAAGGACGUGUCCGACAGGUUCGCCGACAGCUUCUGGUACCUGGACCAGCUCGGCAUGUCCUCCGUCUUCGGCACCAAGGUGUACUGCCGGCAGGCGCUCGUCGGCGGCAACUACUGCCUCCUCAACACCACCACGCUCGCCCCCAACCCGGACUACUACAGCGCGCUGCUCUGGGACCGCCUCAUGGGCCCGGGGGUCCUCCAGACAACCACCACCGGCGGCGCCAUCUCGCCCUACCUCCGCUCCUACGCGCACUGCUCCAAGCAGAAGCCCGGCGUCACGGUGCUCCUCAUCAACCUCUCCAACUCCACGGCGUUCAACGUGACGGUGGCCGGCGACAUGGACCUGCACCCGCCGCCACGGAAGCUGCUGGAGGCGGACGACGCUGGGGCGGUGUGCGGCGGACAGAGGGAGGAGUACCACAUGAGGCCCGAGGGCGGCGACAUCCAGAGCUCGGUGGUGCUGCUCAACGGGGAGCCGCUCGCGCUCGGCCCGUGCGGACAGAUACCCGAGCUGCGUCCGGCCGUCGUCGCCGACGGGUGCGCGUCCCCGCUGCGCGUCGAGCCCCACUCCAUCGCCUUCGUCAGGUUCACCGGCUUCAAGGCUCCCGCUUGCGCGUAA